This is a messenger RNA of Aedes albopictus (Asian tiger mosquito), 1222 nucleotides long. RefSeq names its product speckle-type POZ protein. Gene Ontology annotation, molecular function: ubiquitin protein ligase binding. NCBI's taxonomy places the organism in Eukaryota, Metazoa, Arthropoda, Insecta, Diptera, Culicidae. The record is from RefSeq and is a predicted model, not a curated record. The transcript has a single exon. Gene Ontology annotation, biological process: proteasome-mediated ubiquitin-dependent protein catabolic process; regulation of proteolysis. Gene Ontology annotation, cellular component: nucleus; cytoplasm. Bases 182 to 1150 code for a protein of 322 amino acids.
CAUAUUUGAAUCGCCCCAUACGGGAAAGAAAUUCAAAUCAGUGCUUACAACUUGCUCGAAUCACUAUAAAGUUUAUUAACAUAAAAAUAGUUUCUAGGUUUUUCAGUUUGGUCGAAGAAAUAACACUGAUAUACCGGAAGAUCUACUACUCCAGAACCAAUAAAAGUGUCAUUUCGGUAUAAUGUCCGUUUCAACUGGAAGCAACCAUUGCAGCGUCAACUCAAAGAAUAAGGUCGUAGAACUGAGUGCCACUUGGACAAUCGAAAAUGCGCAUUUUCAACUGAAUCCAUUUCCUGAUUUACUGGAAUCGCCUCCAAUGUACUUGAACGAUAGAACCCAAACAUGGUAUAUAUGUAUAAGUAGGGAAAGAUACGGAAUAAAGGUAUCUAUGAAGGUAGUUUGUGCGGAUGAUGUUCGUGGGGAAUAUGAGAUUUGGAUUAUUAAUGAGGAUGGCGAAAAGAUCACGCUCACGGAGCGUCAGAUAUUGAAUUGUUCGUAUAAAACGAUCUCGAUGACUGCGUCGGAUUUUCAAUCUAAGUGGAUAAUAGAUGAUAGGAUAGUCCUAUAUGGCGAGAUGAAGGUAAUUACGUUGCCUAAGAAUGGGGAGACUAGUAAUACGUCAAAAGCCCAGCUCAUUCCACCGGACGUCUACCUGAACAAGCUUUCUUUGCUGGAGGAUCAAAAAUUUACGGAUGUCAUUUUGGUAUGUGGGAAAGACAAGUUUAAGGUGCACAAAGCCAUUCUGGUCGCUCACAGUUCCGUAUUCAGGGCCAUGUUCAAUUCCGACAUGAAGGAAAGCUCGACUAACCGUGUAGAAAUCGACGAUUUGGAUUACGAAGUGGUCGAACAAAUGCUCCACUUCAUUUACACGGACAAAGCUCCUAAGGUGCAUCUGAUGGCGGAUCGGCUGCUGGGAGCAGCCGAUAAAUACGACCUGGUCGGGCUCAAGAUCGUCUGCGAACAGGCUCUAUGUGAACAACUGUCGGUAGAAAAUGCAUUGCAGAUGCUGGCGUUUGCGAAUCGGCAUAAUACCAAACUGCUGGCUUCACAAGCCAAAACAUUCUUGGCAAAAAAUAUUGAAGAGGCUAUGCUCACAAAGGACUGGCUCGAUCUGGUUGCAAAACUUUCGGUACAAAACGAGGAAAAUUAGCGGUAUUUUUCUGAUUUUUCUUAUUUACAAUAUGUUCCACAAGAAUAAUAAAUCCAACCUUUGAAUAACCAA